This is a messenger RNA of Photinus pyralis (common eastern firefly), 1465 nucleotides long. RefSeq lists its product as uncharacterized. The coding region runs from base 365 to 1126 and encodes 253 amino acids. Lineage: Eukaryota; Metazoa; Arthropoda; Insecta; Coleoptera; Lampyridae. Gene Ontology annotation, molecular function: zinc ion binding; nucleic acid binding. The record is from RefSeq and is a predicted model, not a curated record. The transcript has 2 exons.
UUCACACGAGUAAGAUGUUUCUAUCGUUGUAAUAUUUGUUUAUUUUAAUAUAAGAUAAAUAUUGUCUACAUUUACUUAAUUGGGUGUUUACAAACACAACAAAUUGGCGACGAGGAUAAAAGAAGAAAGCAUGGGGUAAUUUACUCGUACAUUACUACGCGACUACACGUGCUUGUUCUCAUUCCGAAUACAAAAUGGACGAACAGCAAAAACAAACAUCUACAUUACAUUUUAUACAUACAGUGUUUUCUAUUGAAAAUUACGAUACAACGAAGCAGUUCGACAGGUGGCUGAUGAGGUUGGAAAGCGCCUUUACAAUAUUUGGGGUGCAGAAGACAAGAAAAGUAGCUAUUUCUUACACUACAUGGGUCCGGAAGCCUACGAUGUACUCUGCGACAAAAUCUCGCCUGAGUUACCAAAUACGAAGACGUACGUUGAAUUGGUGGAUACUAUGAAGUCCCACUUCAACCCGGAACCACUAGAGAUAGCAGAAAACUUCAGAUUCUUGCAAAGGAAACAACACGAAGGAGAGAAGGUCAAAGAUUACUUAACGGCAUUACAGAAAUUGGCAAUUACAUGCAAUUUUGGUCAGUACUUGAAGAAAGCUCUACGGAAUAAAUUUGUUUUUGGAUUACGAGCCCAAAAUAUUCAAUCAAGGUUAUUAGAAGUAAAAGAUGUGACGAUUGAAAAAGCCAUUGAAGUAGCAAUUAGCAUGGAGACGUCACACCGGGACGCAGCCCAACUACACAAUGCAAGUGGCAGUGUUAACCAGAUUACAUACAAAAACAAAAGACUUAAUAACACUAGUAAAAAUCAAAGUACAACUACUAAUACAAAUGUUACCAACAAACCAAUUGUAUGUUUUAGGUGUGGCAUUAAUAAUCAUACAGCAAACAAAUGCAUGAAGAAAAAUUUACAUUGUACAAGUUGUAACGCAAAGGGGCACGUGAGUAAAGUUUGUUUGAAAAAUAAGGCUAAUGCAAAUCAGGUGGAAGAAAUACUUUCCAUUAACACCGAACAUAUCAAUUACAGAGAGAAAUUCGCAGUAACUUUGAAAUUAAACGACGUACUGAUGGAAUUCGAAGUUGACAGUGGAGCGGCUAACAGCUGCAACCUUGUUGGCUAAUUCUGGAGGAGAUGUUCUGCAACUAAAGAGAUUGGGCGGAUGGAAAUCAAGUACUGUGGCUGAAGGUUAUGUUGACAGCUCUUUAGAUGGUCAAGUGAAAAUCGCUGAUAUGUUGUCCACCAACAAUUCGAUUCCAAUUCCUUGCAACAGCACUUCAUACUCCCAUAUUGAUCCAUCAACUGCAUCAGAAAACACAGAAGAAAACGUUUUAACUGUAAAUGCUACAAAUCCAGUUACAAUGUUAACAAACACUAAAAGUCCUAAGAAAACUGUGUCUUACGCUUCAAAUCAAGAAUUUCAAUUUUCUAAUCAGAAAUUGCAGCAAGGUUUGUCCUUAAA